This is a messenger RNA of Nilaparvata lugens (brown planthopper), 1776 nucleotides long. RefSeq lists its product as uncharacterized. The record is from RefSeq and is a predicted model, not a curated record. The transcript is spliced from 10 exons. Gene Ontology annotation, cellular component: nucleus. Bases 284 to 1486 code for a protein of 400 amino acids. NCBI's taxonomy places the organism in Eukaryota, Metazoa, Arthropoda, Insecta, Hemiptera, Delphacidae.
ACUUGGAUUAUAACCUCCAAUUCUAAUGUUUGUAUUUGUAUAGUAUCGUCCUUACAAUAGACCGUUAACUUUCUCUCUAAUGUAGGAAUAUAUUUUUCUUUCAAAGUUUUAUCUCUGAUAAUCAAUUACUCAAAUUAUAGUGUUUUAAUUUUCGUAAAUAGUAGUAGGAUAUUUACAGAACGGCUUGGAAUGUUGGACAAAUUUCAACGCUGUUCUGAAUAGAUUUUUAGAUUUGUACAUUUGUUAUUUAUAGAAUAAUAAUCCAGUGAAUUCCAGCUUGAGAAUGUCUUCCAAAUCAGUCACCAGACUUUCAUCAAUUCCAGAUUCAAGAGAAUGGAAAUCAUUCUUCAUCGAUGCGGGAAUUCCAUCAGCCGAAAGUGCAACCUACGCUCUAACCUUUGCUCAAAACCGAAUCCAGUCUGACAUGCUUGUCAACAUAAACAAAGACUAUCUUCAGGAAAUGGGCAUUAAGCUGAUUGGUGACAUCAUUGCAAUCCUCAGGCAUUCAAGGAGAGUGCAUGACGAAAUUCAACGAAGAACGAUUAUGAAAAGUGGCGCCUCCACCCCAGAGACUCAAUCAGUUGUGUCUCAAAGUAAAGUGAUGAGUAACCCUCCAACCGUACAAGGAAAGAAAGUCGAACCAAAAGUAAUUAAAGUUGAAAAGUACAACGAUUCGGAGGAUGAGGAAGAAGAAGAAGAGGAGGAGGAGGAAGAAGAUGAAGAUGAUUACACCGAGGAUGAGGAGAUGGAGGAGGAAGUGGUAGCAAAGAAAGCUUUGAAAUCACAGACAGCACUUGUUAAGAAGAAGCAAUUAUCAGUGAUCAGCCAGGCAGUUAGUAGGCCGAUUGUAGCUCCUAGACCCAUUCAGAAAGUCGUGAAGAGGAUCCCUGCAGUUCCAGUCGAACCUCAAAUGACUGUACGAGUAACAGAGAAACCCACGACUAUGCUCAGUAAAAAGACAUCAGUAUUCACCCGAUUAGGAGACAGGGUGGAGAGCACAUCCCAGCAGAAAGUGGUGAUCCAGCAAAAAGUCACCAUGAAAUCAUUGAAUCCAGUCGAGCCUCAGAAACCUCACAGUUCCAACGCCUCAACGUCAUUGCCCUAUGUUGGAAUACUCAAGCAUAAGAGGCCAGCAUCCACGCCUAUUGUGUCCAGUGCUACGAAAAAAAUUUCGACUAUGAGGGCCGAUGAGGAACAGAAGAGACCAACUGAACGACCAAUCAACGAGAGAAUCAGCUCAAGAAAGCCUAAUGAAUUUAAAGUGCAGAAGCUGAAUGUAAAGGAUAGGCUGGGUUCAGUCAGUCAAGUUAACGAGAAACCAAUACAAGUUAAGACUCUAGGCUCAACCACUCCUAGGAUACCAAUAGUUUACAAUUCAGAAGUAUCAUCGUCUAAGAAGGUAUCCUUCGGACCUGUUCAGAAGAAAGAGUUCCAUUCUAUGGCCUUGAGAACGGGCAGAUUUAACAAUAGCUGGGGCAACUCGUAAUAUUAAAAAUUAUCUACUUCAUGAAAUCGUGUACUUUCAAUUAUCAUCAGCGAAGUAACCGCAGAACUGAUGUUUGUAUAAAGUUCAAACAAAUUGACAAACAAUCAAUGUUUGUCCGCAGUAAAGUAUGUUUGAUGUCAGAUAAUUAUUGACAAACAAGUUGAUGAGUCAAUUUUGCUGUUAAAAAGAACGACUAGCAGUCUGAUUUUUCCCAAUAAAUGAUGAUUAUUCACUUAGGGCCGUUUAAAUAUAAGUUUGUAUCUAAUAGUAAUAUAGCAUUUUUUGAAUAA